CGCGAAAGGAUGGAUGGUUCAGUACUCAAUAGAUCCGGACGCCAAAAACCAACGUAAUUCCAUUUGACUUCCGGCAAAAGCCAGAGGCACCUGUGCGCCAAAAGCCGUUAUUUUUGUUGCAGUUGAAGAUUGAUAGAGAGAUCCAUUUUUGCACAAAAUAACGAUGCGUUCUUUCUCUCUGCAUUAACAUCAAUGAAGGAUUAAGGCUACCAGGUUAGAGAAAGCAAAGUUGAGAGAUAUGAGGGGGCCGUCACACCGUUUCCAGAGAGUAGAUGCGCAUGCUGAUUGGGUCGACGGUUCAUGGACGGUGGAUUGUGUGUGUGGGGUGACUUUCGAUGAUGGUGAAGAGAUGGUGAAUUGCGAUGAGUGUGGUGUGUGGGUUCACACACGAUGCUCUAAGUGUGUCAAAGGGGAGGAAUCGUUUGCCUGUGAUAAGUGCAAGAGCAGGAAUAAUAGGAAUAGAAUUCAUAAUGAUAGUGAAGAGACUGAGGUUGCACAAUUUUUAGUUGAGUUGCCUACAAAAACUCUGAGAUUAGAAAGUUCUUAUACUGGUCCGGGAAGGCAGCCAGUCAGGCUUUGGACUAAUAUUCCAAUGGGAAAUAGGGUACAUGUGCAAGGGAUUCCAGGUGGUGAUUCUCAGUUGUUUCAUGGACUGUCAUCGAUUUUUACACCAGAGUUGUGGAAGUGUACAGGCUAUGUGCCAAAGAAGUUUAAUUUUCAUUAUGGAGAGUUUCCAUGCUGGGAUGAGGAGGGUAACCACCUAGAGGAAGAUAAUGAGAAUGAGAAUCCAAUUGAUAAUGGGGCAGGUGUAUUAUUCUCAUUGUCAAAGGAGAACAUUGUGGAAACACCUAUGGGACCCUUGGCUGGAAUGAGGGAGAGGGAGGAAGAGGGUGGGUUUGAUAGGAAGGUGUGUUCAAAGGAGAUGAAGUGGGAAGGUGAGGGUGUACAUGUUAAGUGUUCUUGGAAUGGCAUGAAGAAAGAGAGGAGUUUGCUUCGGACUGGUUUGGUACACUCUGGGAAGCGGAAGAAAGAAGACUUUGGUGUGUCCAAAGACCGGAGUGGAAAGAAGAAAGCUGGAGUUGGUGAGAAGGAGGCAGAUGAAAGGAAGAAAACUUUACAUCCUUCUAGAACAGUGUUUAGAUCCAGCAGUGAUGCAAAACAAUUGGAAUUUUAUGAAGACAGAGGUCCGAAGUCUUCCAAGACUGACAAUCAGAUAAUAAAGAACGAGGCUGCACAGGAGGAUGUGCAUCAUGAGCCUGUAUCAGAGUAUUAUCUUGCUGAAGAUACUGGUUUUGACAGAUCCAAGAACAACUUAGGAGCUGAUGAAUACCCUGUGGAUGCCUUUUCUUCUGAUGUUUAUAGAUAUUUUCAUUCCAAUGAAGAUGGACUGAAGGAACAAAUGACCAGCCAUCAACUUCCUGGGGCAAUUAAGAGUUCUCCUGCAACUGAUGACAUUGCUGGGUCAGUUUUAGAAGACAAUGAUACUGGGAACGUUUCUGUAAAACCAGAGGGAGAUAGCAUAGCUCUUGAUAAAGUAGAUGAUGGACAUGAAGCUUCCACUAAAACUGCUCAGAAACCUCUUGUUGAAGACAUGGUUAAUGUUGGACCAGAAGUUGGGAAUAAUCAGGUCAUUGAAGAUUUAAGUGGUGCCAGCCAGAUCUCUGUAAUGCCUUAUGUUGAAGUGAAAACAGAUGUAGAUAACGAUGAUUCUAGGGGUAGCUUGAAUUUGCAGUCCUCUCUUGGUGACACUAAAGUACAAAGUAAAGCUUCUAAUGACAUGUCUGAGAACUCUAAAGUAAAUGAUCUAAGGACAACCUGUUCAAAAUCAAGUGAUCAUAAAAAGGCACAGGGUGCUGAAAGAACUUCAGAAGCAGGUAGUAAUUACCAUUCAGAUAAAGCUUAUGACAUAACUGGUGAUCCUUGUCAGAUUAGACGAGAACUAAAUGGUUUAGUUAGGCCCAUGGAAAUGCAAAAAAGUUCCCCAGAGCCCAAAUACAAAUCAGGAAGUGUCAAAGAGGAAUCAAAAUCAGAAGGGAAUAGCUUAAACUCUGCAACACUAACCAGCCAGCAGAGAAUGGUAGUAUCUGUCUGGAAAUCUUCAUCCAAUUUGUCAAAUACCGAGGCCUCCAAAUCGUCUGCUCCUGAAAACUUGAAACCUGCAGAUACUCAGAACUCUAAUCUUAAUACUAAACAAAGUGUUUCAUCUGAGAAUAAUAUUAGUAUUAAGAAAGAUCUUGCUGUUAGUGGCAUCAGCAGGGAUGAAGUAAGACAAGAUGUGUUGAGAAAAUCAGCAAAAGAGCAUUCAAAAUCCUCCAUGAAUCCUUUAUCAAAAGUGUCACACUACAGCAGGACUUUACAUGCUAAUUCCAAGCGAACCAUGUCAGACUCAAAAAAUUCUGUGCCUUUCUUAUCUUCUAAAUUGUCAUCAGGGCACAAUGUUGCUGUUGCUUCAGUGUCUAGUGAUUCCACUGGGCCAGUGCAAAGUCACUGCGGCUUACAACCACAAAAUAAAAUGUCAACAUCAGGUUUACCUGUAAAAAGUGAAAAAUUUAAUCAGUCAAAUUCUCAGACAUCACCUGAGGUGAAUUAUGCAGCAUCUAUGCAUCCUCUGGCAGCUUCAAAUGGUCCUGCUAUUCUAACUGAUGAAGAGCUUGCUUUGCUUUUGCAUCAAGAACUGAACAGCUCUCCUAGAGUGCCUCGUGUACCACGUGUGUGCCACACUGGUGGCUUGCCUCAGUUGGCUUCUCCAACUGCAAUAAGCAUAUUAAUGAAGCGUUCGUCAAGUUUUGGAGGAAAGGAUCAAAGUUUGUUUUCUAGACGAAAAAGCAAGGAUGCAUCAAAAGAUGGGUUCCGCUUAUCACAUUAUACAAGAAGAGAAGAUAAUAGAUCUCCAACAGCAUUUCCUUCUGUGAAGAAGAAUAUGCCCUCUGUCUCUAGCACAACUGCAAAUAGUGGCCCAUCUUCCUCAACUGAGGUCAACAAUCAUAAUGUUUCAUCUGUACAUUGUUCACCAAGGAAUAUCUCUGAUGAUGAUACAGGCACAAAUUGUGGUCCUGUUCAUCGCACUUUACCUGGGUUGAUCAAUGCUACCAUGAGUGAAGGCAAGAGGAUGAUUUAUGAAGAACUCUGCAAUGCUGUCCUGCCACUUUGGCCUCACUUGCGGAAGCAUAAUGGAGAGCGAUAUGCAUAUUCAAGCCAUUCACAGGCUGUUCUUCAUUGCUUGUUGAACCGACAACAAUGGGCUCGGUUGGUUGUUCGUGGUCCCAAGACUAGUUCAACUAGGAAAAGGUGCAAAUUUGAUGCUGAUGAAUCUGAGGAUAAUGAAUAUGGCAAUGGAAGAACUGGAAAGGAGGUAGAAAGUAAAAGCAUGGAGUCACAGAGGGAAGAGUUUCCCAAGGGCAAGCAGAAGGCAAGGAAGAGACAACGUCUAGCAUUACAAGGAAGGGGAAUAAAGGAUGUGCGGAGGAGACAGAAGGCAGACUUGGCCUCUGAAGAUGAUGAGGUUGAUCUGUUUUCCAAUUCCAGUGAUGAAAGCAUGUUUAGUGAGGAUGAGACCCAUGGCAGUAGUGCAUGCCCUGCAGGAAGCGAGGCUUCAGUUAGCUCAGAUGAGACAGGGACUGCAUAGUUUGGAGGAUGAACGAACUUUACUGUAAUAAGAUCUUCCUAGAUUUGGGAGGACCGUCUCAGUUGAACGGUCGAGUCUGAAAGGGCCUCUUCUGCUUGGCCAUUGGUUAUGCUGCACCAGAGAACCCAGCUACUUGUGCAUACAAAAUUGCGUGGGAUCGCAUGUUUUAUGGGACUAUUGUAAUGUCGACGGGCUUGGGUGGAUGUUUAAUUGUUGGUGCUGCCAAAUGUUAAAUUAGUGUACAUAUGAAUUUGUUGUUUUUGCAACAAUAUGGAAAUGGAAUGUAAGAUGCCGUUUUGGGUGGA
Mangifera indica (mango) is the source of this 3930-nucleotide messenger RNA. RefSeq lists its product as uncharacterized. The transcript is spliced from 10 exons. Bases 239 to 3625 code for a protein of 1128 amino acids. The record is from RefSeq and is a predicted model, not a curated record. NCBI's taxonomy places the organism in Eukaryota, Viridiplantae, Streptophyta, Magnoliopsida, Sapindales, Anacardiaceae.